AUGUUCGCAAUUGCUCACAAUUCGAUCCUCCGGGAUUCAUUGGCCGGAAUUCUUCAAUUGAGCCCCGAAAGAGUUUUUGAUGAGUACAGACCACCACCAUUCACAGGUAACCUUGUCGUUGGAGUUGAAGAUCUUCGCGACGCCAAUCUCCGUUUUGCAGUCAGAUAUUUUCUUGCAAAUGUUGAGAAGAAUAUUUCGUUGUUCAUUGUAAAGCAGGAAUGGAGUGAGAACGACGAGAAGUUCUUCGAUGAUCUCGUGAAGACCGAAUAUCGAAGAGCUCAUGACUUGAAUCAAGUCGCUAUUGACCGUGUCAAUAAGCUACCGGAGAACGAUUGGAAGAAUGAUAGAUUGGACCAGUUGAACGAGUGGAGGACCAUUCCAGCAAUCAAUUACAGCUUGCUCACACUCAAUGAUAACUUGAAAAAUCAAAUCGACAGUUUCGCCAAAGUGACAGCGUGUGCAAUCUCUGAUGACGACGAACAAUUGACCAGCAAACCACCGGUACUCCACUGGACAGCUGAUCCAUUGGAAGGAGAGAUUCAAUUCAUUGCUCAAUUGAAUUUCCCGCUCUCUGGACCAGACGACUCGACUUUUCGAGAGAUCUGUCGACUUUUGAAGCCUCAUUUCGAGAGUUGUUACGAGUGGACUGGAGGAAUUCUGUUGACAAGUGAACCUGUCAGAUUGCAUGUUCAGAGAUUCAGUGAUACACAAAUCGAGUUCGCUGCCAGGAUUUGUGUUGAUGAGUUAGAAGGAGACGAAGCGGAUCGACCAAUGCGUUUCAUUUGGCCAUAUCUUGCAGUUUCAUUGAAACAAGCAGUCCAAGUGCUCUCCGAGCAUCCACAUCUUCAGUACUCGAUCUCAUUCGUCCCAUUCGGCACAAUUUUCUUCAAAUCCAAGGAAAUCGAGGCUCGAGUUUUCGAUGCAACCGUCUUCUGUUCGACUGCUUUGAAAUACGAAAAAGUCGGUUUCCGUGUCGGAGACGCAGUUCAUCAUGUCGAUAUUGCUCAUAUCUUUCCGGAUGGAACAUAUCCAUCACUUUCACGUCUUCUAUCAAUGAAUCCUCCAUCUCCGAAAUUCUCUCGUCCUGAUUCUGUUAAUGAUUCAGUGUCUCCUUCUCUUAUAUCUGAACCACCGACUCCUGGAGGACUCGCGGCUCCUCAUAACAGAGGAAGACGAGUUUCUUUCGGAACCAUAAAACUAAUGUCCGAUGCUCCAUCGAAUCCAGAAAUUCCAAUUUUGAAUGGAAAUGACGACGGCGGAGUGAAGACAGUUGACGCCUUCAUCGAUAAGAUGCUUCAACAGACAAUGGAUCAGUUGGCAGUUUGA
This is a messenger RNA of Caenorhabditis remanei, 1326 nucleotides long. RefSeq lists its product as uncharacterized. NCBI's taxonomy places the organism in Eukaryota, Metazoa, Nematoda, Chromadorea, Rhabditida, Rhabditidae. The transcript has 8 exons. The record is from RefSeq and is a predicted model, not a curated record. Bases 1 to 1326 code for a protein of 441 amino acids.